AUGGAGAUGCAACGUGCCAAAGUGAAGUCAUUCCAUUCGACACCGGGCAGCAACUUGAUGGGAUCUGAGUAUGCCUUGUUUGAGGCGGAGAGGACAGAGAGGGUGGAGGAAAGAUCCACAGGGAUCUGGGAUCCCGGCGCACAGAUUGCACAACCCGAGCAUAAUUGUGGGGUGUCCCGAAGAGGCAAUUCGGAGGGAAACUCAUGGGAUGGUGAGGUCAUCGGUCUGAUUAAUGCUUCCUUUUUCGAAGUUGUCCAUAUACCAGAGACAUUCCAGUACCGUUCUUACAUGGACAUCUAUAUCACUGCCUUAACAGACCAUGUCUGA
This is a messenger RNA of Aspergillus fumigatus Af293, 327 nucleotides long. RefSeq lists its product as uncharacterized. NCBI's taxonomy places the organism in Eukaryota, Fungi, Ascomycota, Eurotiomycetes, Eurotiales, Aspergillaceae. The record is from RefSeq and is a predicted model, not a curated record.